AUGGGGAGCUCACAGCAAGCUGGAUGGUGCAAGAAAGCCACAUCACCCACAAAUGUAAGAGCUACUUUGAAAGCUGUCGGGAAGACCAUGUACACCAUUGUUCUGCUCACCAUCACUACGAUCACAGGAGCUACAGGUAUUUGUGAUGCGUCAGUGAUAGCAGGUAACAGCUCUGUGCUCACCUGCACUCCAAAACCAGGUAUAUCUAUGGUAACAUGGAAAAUAAGCCCCAAGGUUGGAGGCCCCUGCAGCCUGGGAUACAGGACUGAUCAGAACAAGACAGACAAAACAAACUGCAGUGACAGCAUAAACUGGAAAUUCACACCAGAUCAGGAUCCUGCCCUUGAGAUAUGUCAAGUGGAACCAGCCCAUGAGGGAAAUUACACCUGCGAAGUAGUAGCAGCAGACGGGAAUUUCCACGAGACACAUCUCCUGACUGUGCUGGUCCCCCCGAGGCUGACCCUCUACUGCGAUGAUCACGGGAACCCCAUGUGCGAGGCAGUGGCAGGCAAACCGGCUGCUCAGAUCUCGUGGCUCCUAGAGAGCAACUCCACCCCGAAGGAAGAAGGUCAUGAUGAUGGGACAGUGACCGUUCUCAGCAAGUUCACAGCAUACGGCACCAACAUGACUAAUACAACCUGCACUGUGUCCCACCCAACUGGGAACUGGAGCCGCUCCAUAGCCUGUCAUCCCUCAA
This is a messenger RNA of Charadrius vociferus (killdeer), 697 nucleotides long. RefSeq names its product CD200 receptor 1 (gene CD200R1). The record is from RefSeq and is a predicted model, not a curated record. The transcript has 3 exons. Gene Ontology annotation, molecular function: signaling receptor activity. Gene Ontology annotation, cellular component: external side of plasma membrane. Lineage: Eukaryota; Metazoa; Chordata; Aves; Charadriiformes; Charadriidae. The annotation marks the transcript as partial. Gene Ontology annotation, biological process: regulation of neuroinflammatory response.